AUGUUGGUGGGGAAAAGUAGGGCCGCCCGAGAGCGAGUAACCUCUUCCUUCCUGAUGCCUUUCGAUUCUAAAGAGAGAAGAAGGAGAGAGAGAGACAAAGUGUAUUUACUUUUUCUAGAAGGAGGACCGCAAUAGCACAAGCAUCGAGCACAUCGCCGCCCGCCACAUCAGAUGCUCUAUGCGGUUUCGUGAGGUGAGAGGAGACAACGAACGAUUAUCCGGUGGCAGAUUAGGAAAUCUUUCACUUUUUUUUUCAUCAGAAACGUCAUGAUCUUUAGGGAUUUCCUAUUCUAUAAACUAGCAAGAAUUACUAGAGAUUUUCGGGACCAAAAACAGAAUUGCCCAUUAUUCCAGAAUAACAUCUUUCUGCUUCUCCUCUAUUUCUCCAUUCCUCACGCGGCAAAUUCCAAUGUGGUAUUUACGGUUGAAGAGGGAAAUGUGACGACGCCACAUCGACAUCUUCACAAGCUUCGUCAUUCCAGAGGUACUUUCUAUUUUACAUCCAUUUCGAUUUAAAUACAAUACGCCUCCUUCAGGCUCGUCGCCCUAUCUAACCGCUUCUUCGUCGGUCAUCAACCCGCGCGAUUCGAAUAGUCUCGAAUCGUUCUCACUCAAUUGUCCACAUGUUGUGGAUGCCAGUAACAAGAAUGUGAGUCAUCCGACCGACUUCUCAUCCUAAUCUCUACCGCUAUUGUAUUUAGGUUCACAUCGAAAUCGUGUGGACGCUGAACGAGACGGUCUGGCUGAAAAUCGAGGACGGACAGCAGCGAGUUGUGAAUGGAGAGUCGACAUUCAACAAGAGACGCGUCGCAGGUUAGUUAGGCAUUCUGAAGAUUCUCCGAGAAGCUUUACUACCACUUCAUGCAUUCAUUAGACGGAACUUUUGAGCGGAAUAGAAAGAACUUUUGGAAAGUACGGAAUGUUUGGAGAAAAAUUAGGAUGAGAACAUUUUAGACUUAAAAAAAACCCGAUUCUAUACUAUUCACAGUACGCUCCAAUGUACCAAUUUCUAGGAAAAACCGUAAUGCGUCUCCUUCUGAACAACGCCCGUUAUCUGUUCGAUUACGACGAGCUCACCGGCGACUUCUCGAUGGAAAUCUCGCCGGUUCUGUGGUCUUCCGAUUGCGGCGCGUGGCAAUGUCACGUCACCGUUCGCCAACCGAACGGAAAAUCGCACACGCUCACCAGUCGCCGUCGUGUAAAACCCGGAGAGAUCGGAGCGCGGAAGGAGUCGCGGGGCGAGACGAGGAGCGAAAAGACACCGAUAUCUCGGGUGAGCCAUCAGGAAUAGGAGACGACGACUUCUAAUUGAAACGAUGCGGUUUGCAGAUAGAGGAGAAGCCGAUGAAGGUCAAACCGAGCGGCGAGGAGCACAUUGAUAUUUCGAGUGUCGCAGAGGAGAAAGGUCCGAUUCACAUCCAGAAACGAGGAGAUCGAUCUUUCGACCACAACCAGAACUUUGCCUCGUUCUCCCGUCAAAACGACGAUAACGUCUACAUGUCUAGGUACGGAAUGGACCGAACCCGAUGAGAAUUCUGACGAUUUCAGAAAAUCCGAAGAAGUCUCGUCGUCUUCGGUGAUUUUCGCCCGCAACGACGGUCCGAUUCGUCAGCACAAACCGGUCAGACAUCGCGAGUUGGAGCGACUUUUCGACGCUCAAAUCGAUUAUGAAUUAGGUUGGCUUUUCGUGUUCCGGGCAAUCAUUUAUCGAUUGAUGUUUUCUGUUGCAGAUAUGACAGAAGACAUGUCAUUCGCCUAUCCGAACUUCUUGAAUUCGCGCGCCCGCGCCCGAAGUGCACAGUAUUAUCACAACGGAGGUUCCGCCACGUCAUCAUCAUCAUAUCUCUCGACAGCCCUUCUUCUUAGCUUUGUUUUUUUGUUCACUUUGUAA
Caenorhabditis sp. 36 PRJEB53466 is the source of this 1891-nucleotide messenger RNA. NCBI's taxonomy places the organism in Eukaryota, Metazoa, Nematoda, Chromadorea, Rhabditida, Rhabditidae. The record is from the annotation of a GenBank genome assembly.